GGCACGGCUUCCACCAUGGCGGCAGGAAGCGGUACGAUAUCCAUCAUGGCGGCGGCCUUGGAGAGCGCCCUGCAGGCGGCCGGGCCCGGGCUCUGUCCUGAGGCGGAGGCGGUGGACGCCGUGCGGGCGGCCCUGGCUGCGGCGGGGGAUCCAGCGGCACUCGGCGAGCGAGAGCGGGCGCGCCUCGAAGCCUUCUUGCGCAACCUGGCAGCGGGGCCGGAGGAGCCGGCCGGCCCGUGGCGGAGCCUCUUCCUGGAGGGCCCGCCCGAUCUCGCCUUCAGCGCGCUGACCGACAGCCUGGCGGCCCCGCGCUCCGACUGGCGGCUGGCCGCGGUGCCCGAGGUGCUGGAGCGGUUCCUGCGGCAGGGCCGCCUGUCCGCGCUCAUCUGGGAGCAGUGCCAGCAGCAUUCCCGACCCGGCUCGGCCGAGCGGCAGGACGCGCUGCUGGGCAGGAUCGUGUGUCUGCCCGACCUCGUCGGCAACAGCCUCCUGGGCCAGAGCCCCGCCGUGUUCUUCCCGCAGCAUUACUUCCCUCUGCUGGGUGGCGCGAUUCUCCAGGUGCUGCACAACGUCUCCGCUUCGCUCAGAGGUGGCUUGGAUUGCUCAGUCUCUUUCGUUUCACAUAUCCUGGGAAAGGUCUGUGUUCAUGGGAGACAAAAGGAAAUUCUGAGCGUUUUGAUGCCCCACCUCACGGAUCUCACCAAGUCUGACUGCAUCUGGCAAAGAAUUUGCUGGCGGUUGGUUGAACGUGUGCCAGACCGCUGGAUGGAGGCAGUGGUCCUUGGUUUUGUUCAGAGAGCGCCGGGGGCAGAUGUCUUGUCUAGAUUGCUGGGGAAUCUGGUUGUGAAAAAUAAGAAAGCUCAGUUUGUCGUGACACAGAAGAUGCUGCUGUUGCAGUAUGGCUGCACGACUGCAGUGCUGCAGAAUCUUCUUGGCUAUCUGUCCCUGGAGAGCCUUCGUCGUGCCUUACUGAUCAAGGUGCUGCGAGAGCUGUUGGAGACCUGGGGCAGCAGCAGUGCAGUGAAACACUCUCCAGUGGAGCAGCAGCAGUAUAUUAGUAAGGCCAUUCUUAUCUGCCUUUCUCACCUGAAGGAACCCGAAAUAGAGAGCUGCAGGCAAGAACUUCUCACGAGCAUGAUGGAGGGCGUGAAGUGCCACCUGGACAGCAGCCUGCCUCAGAUACGGCGCCUGGGGAUGAUAGUGGCCGAGAGCAUCAGUUCAAAGAUUAACACGGAUGGGCCCAUCCUGCAGUUUCAGUAUGAAGAAGAUGAUGAAGCAAGAGAGCUGAAGUCCCUUCUGGUACAAGCUGCACCACUCAGUGUCCUCCCAGGUCUUCCAGACAAUAACAGGAAUGAGAAUGCAGAUGCUGCACUGCCACCAGUAUUGGAAAGUAAUGGGAAAUCACCUACAGCAACGACUCAUGUGAUGCCAGAAGAGGAGUCAGAUGCUGAGCUUGACAGUGAUGAUGACCUGACACCUUACGACAUGUCAGAGGAUAAAGAACUGAAGAAGACUAAGGCUCCAGUGUAUAUUCGAGACUGUAUUGAAGUCCUGACAGGUUCUGAAGAUCUGGACAAGUGGGAAGAAGCUGUCAAGGCUCUUGAGAGCUUGGUUCGGAAGAAUCCAGCGGCAGCAAGAGAGGUUAGCGUGGAGCUGGCAAAAAUACUGUUGCAUCUGGAGGAGAAGACCUGCCUGGAAGGCUUUGCAGAGCUCCGUCAGAAGGCACAAGUAGCUGUUUUAACCACUGAUCCAAUACCUGUAGCACAGUACUUGACCUCCCAGUUCUACUCUCUGAACUACAGCCUUCGUCAGCGCAUGGAUAUUCUCGAUGUGCUGGUUUUAGCAGCUCAGGAACUGUCCUGUGCCAAAGGCCAUGGGAAGACCAAACAUUCUGGUGCCCAAAACCCUCGUAUCCAGCUCCUUCCCGAGAGUGGCAGCUCCAAGGACUGGAGAAGAAUUGUUGAUGAGAGAAUCAAAAGCAAGACGAGGAGGUUUGCUAAGGGGCAGUCUCAAGUGGAACAGCCAUCUCAUCCAAAUGAGUUCAAUUCUCUUGCUGGACACUUCUUUUUUCCGUUGAUCCAGAACUUUGACAGACCUUUGUCAACGUUUGAUCUCCUGGGAGAAGAUCACUUUGUCCUUGGAAGGCUGGUCCACACUUUAGCAGUCCUGAUGUACCUGGCUGUCAACACCAUGGCAGUUACUGCGAUGGGAAAGGCACUGCUGGAGUUUGUUUGGGCUCUGCGUUUCCACACUGACUCGUACGUGCGCCAGGGGCUGCUGUCCUGUGUCUCCUCCAUACUCCUCAGUGUCCCUGCAGAGCAUCUUCUGCACGAUGUGACAGAGGAACUUCUGGAGGCUCGGUCCUGGCUGGAAGAUGUGGUAGAGAAAGAUCCGGAUGGGGACUGCAGGAGGUUGGCCUUGCAGAACUUGCUACUAAUGGAGAACCUGAAGAAGAAACUGGAAACUGCCCCGUCCUAGCUGAAGGGAAGGGAGAUUCAGAUGAGGCUCUUACUGCACAGCUAACAACCUAAACACCUUGAAGAAUGACAGAAGCUGGGUGUACCUGAGCACACACAUCGUAAAAUCCUGCCAGCAGAUCCAGGGCCCUCCCUUUGGUGUAGAAGCUGAUGAUGUUCUUCAUAAUCUCCGGGUCCUUACGCCAAUCCAGUGACUGCAAAUAGUUGGCUGCCAUGAUGUAAAUCUCUCUCUGUCUAGAGACUCCCGCAAAGAAGACAAUUUUCUCUGUGUCUCCAGAUCUCAGCAGUGCCUUCAUAGCCUAACAAUGGAUGGGGGUGGGAGGGCAGAGAGAGCAAAUAGAAUACAAAAAUCAAAUACAAAAAUCAAACAAUGCUAAAAUGAUUGGGAAGCCUCCUCUGGACAGCCUACUGACUGUUCCAAGAUCUACCUCUCAAAUCACUCUUGUAAAACUGUAUAAAGGUGAGAGGCUCAGCCUCCUCAGCUGUUUUUUCUA
This is a messenger RNA of Tympanuchus pallidicinctus (lesser prairie-chicken), 2971 nucleotides long. RefSeq names its product telomere maintenance 2 (gene TELO2). Lineage: Eukaryota; Metazoa; Chordata; Aves; Galliformes; Phasianidae. Bases 16 to 2478 code for a protein of 820 amino acids. Gene Ontology annotation, molecular function: telomeric repeat DNA binding; Hsp90 protein binding. Gene Ontology annotation, biological process: telomere maintenance via telomerase; protein stabilization. The transcript is spliced from 21 exons. Gene Ontology annotation, cellular component: cytosol. The record is from RefSeq and is a predicted model, not a curated record.